This is a messenger RNA of Myotis daubentonii (Daubenton's bat), 5548 nucleotides long. It is a transcript of the gene POFUT4, whose product is annotated as protein O-fucosyltransferase 4. Gene Ontology annotation, molecular function: alpha-(1->3)-fucosyltransferase activity. NCBI's taxonomy places the organism in Eukaryota, Metazoa, Chordata, Mammalia, Chiroptera, Vespertilionidae. The record is from RefSeq and is a predicted model, not a curated record. Gene Ontology annotation, cellular component: Golgi membrane.
AGAGCCCAGUUCCCGGUACGACUCGGCGCGGGGCGGGGUCCGGUGCUGUCCUAGGGGGGCUGGCUGCCAGAGUGGACAUGGCGGCCGGCCGCACCCGGGCGGUGCUUGCCGCCCUGGCUGUGCUUACUGUCGGUGCGGCCAGCGGCCCGGGGCCCGGGACAGAAAGGGAGCCCGGUGGGGAGGCGGAGUGGGCGGAGCCGUGGGAUGGAGCGGUUUUCCGGACGCCGUCGGCGCUGGGCGCAGUGGGGGUGGCGCGCAGUCCGGAGACCCGGUGGCCGGGGAGAAAGGACGCAGGGGACCUGCCGGUGCUGCUGUGGUGGAGCCCGGGGCUGUUCCCCCACUUCCCGGGCGACUCGGAGCGCAUCGAGUGCGCGCGCGGCGCGUGCGUGGCGUCCCGGGACCGCCGGGUGCGGGGGCUCUCGCGCACGCGCGCGCUGCUCUUCUACGGCACCGACUUCCGCGCGUCGGAGGCGCCGCUGCCCCGUCUGGCGCACCAGAGUUGGGCGCUGCUGCACGAGGAGUCGCCCCUCAACAACUUCCUGCUGAGCCACGGUCCGGGCAUCCGCCUCUUUAAUCUGACCGCCACCUUCAGCCGCCACUCGGACUACCCGCUGCCGCUGCAGUGGCUGCCCGGGGCCGCCUACCUGCGCCGCGCGGCGCCUUCCCUCCGGGAGCGUGCGGAGUGGCGCCGCCGCGGCUACGCGCCGCUGCUGUAUCUGCAGUCGCACUGUGACGUGCCUGCGGACCGGGACCGCUACGUGCGCGAGCUCAUGCGCUACAUCCCGGUGGACUCGUACGGGAAAUGCCUGCAGAAUCGGGAGCUGCCCACCCCGCGGUUACAGGACACAGCCACGGCCACCACCGAGGACCCAGAGCUCCUGGCCUUCUUGUCCCGCUAUAAGUUCCAUCUGGCUCUCGAGAAUGCUAUCUGUGACGACUACAUGACAGAAAAGCUGUGGCGCCCCAUGCACCUCGGUGCGGUGCCUGUGUAUCGCGGCUCCCCCUCGGUGAGGGACUGGAUGCCCAACAAUCACUCCAUCAUCCUCAUCGAUGACUUUGAGUCACCGCAGAAGCUGGCAGAGUUUAUUGACUUCCUGGACAAGAACGAUGAAGAAUAUAUGAAAUACCUGGCAUACAAACAACCCGGGGGCAUCACCAACCAGUUCCUCCUGGAUAGUCUGAAGCAUCGGGAGUGGGGAGUGAAUGACCCUUUAUUGCCCAACUAUCUCAAUGGCUUCGAGUGUUUCGUUUGUGAUCAUGAGCUGGCGAGGCUGGAGGCCGAGAAAGCCCACGAAGCCGCCCCCGGAGACACCCCUGUCCCUGAGCCUCACAUUGCCCAGCCCUCACACAUGGACUGCCCAGUGCCAACACCUGGCUUUGGCAGUGUGGAUGAGAUUCCUGAGAGUGACAGCUGGAAGGAGAUGUGGCUGCAAGACUAUUGGCAAGGUCUGGACCAGGGGGAAGCUCUCACUGCCAUGAUCCACAACAAUGAGACACAAGAGAGGAAAUUUUGGGAUUACCUACAUGAGAUCUUCCUGAAAAGGAACCAAAAUCUCUAAUUACCCUGCGAGAGCUUUGAACUUGGUAGGUCUAAGGAGAUGGAAGUCAUUCUACCACAGGACAUGCUGCACAAACCCUUAAUGAACAUUGUCUUAUCCUGAAUUUAAGGGAUUCUAGUUGUAUCUACUGAUAUUUUAUCCUAACGAUGUAUAGCCAGGGUCUCAGACUGUGGUAAUAGGGCUUCCCCUCAAGGAGAGAUGAAGGCAUCCAGUUCUUAGUUUAGUGGAAAAGAGAAGCCUGAAACACCCAUUUGAUUCAAGGUGCAGAUCCAACAGAAUUUUUAAAGAACUGCUUAUUUCUCUAGCCAUUUCAUCCUCUCAAUUAUGAUUGGAACAACACCUUAGUACUUGGCUGCAAAUGAGGUAAGAUUUCUCAUGUGCUAUUCCUCAAACCCCUUAUUAUUUAGUAUCUUUUCCAACCUCUUUUCCAGAUAUUCUGCUUUAUGAACUGUUAUGUUGGUGGUGAAGCAAAACUCCUUGUGGGUUGUAUUCUAGUUCUCUGGAGUUGUAUUUUUUUUUAUCAUUUACCUUGAAUUUCAUGUUAGUCUUUUUAUUUUAAAAUUUUUUUCCUUUCCAAGUUUUCCACAAUUUCUGAUGAAGAUAUAGCAGCCUUGCCACCAUUCCCACAUUCAUUCUUCUCUGCAUUAAAUUGGCUAUAGAUUUGACAGUUUUAACUUUAUAUAUAUAUAUAUAAUAUAUACAUAAUAUAUAUAUUUCCUAUAUAAUAAAGGGGUAAUAUGCAAAUUGGCCCAAUGGAAGAACGACAAGUUGCUAUGAUGCACACUGACCACCAGGGGGCAGACGCUCAAUGCAUGAGCUAUCCACAGGGGGAGUGCUGCUCAGCCAUAAACUGGGCUGAUGCAGUGCUAAGGAUGUCAGACUACGGUUUUGGGGAGCGAGCCUAAGCCAUCAGUUGGACAUCCCCCGAGGGCUCCCAGACUGUGAAUCACAGUCCAGGCUGAAGGGACCCCCUCCCUCUCCAGUGCACAAAUGUCAUGCACUAGGCCUCUAGUAUAUAUAAAAUUUUGAAAUGUUAAAAUAGGCCAGUGUGAAUCAAAGUGAAUUUUAUAUGUAUUUGUUCUUUUCUGUCUAAUGAAGUCUUUCCUCUAUUUUAUUUUUAUAUAUUACAAAAGUCCCAUUUCCCCCAGUCAUGAAAAUUGUGGAAAAAACAGUCCAGCAAUAUAGUUUAUAUUCUGUAGCACUUUUCAUCUUAAGUGGGAUGAAUAUUCUAGCUUCACUCAUUCUAUUGCUGAUAUUCUUUUAUACAACUUUAUAGUAUUUCUGAGACCACAUUUUGAUGGAGCCCACCCAAGUCUAAGGAGAUGAGAGGUGAGGCAAGAGAUGUAAGUCACCACAAGUGGCUGGCUAAAUAAAAAGCUGUUAGUUAAGCCCUAACCAGUUUGGCUCAGUAGAUGGAGCGUCGGCCUGCCGACUGAGGGGUCCCAGGUUCGAUUCUGGUUGUGGGCACGUCCCCAGUGGGGGUUGUGCAGGAGGCAGCUGAUCGAUGUUUCUAACUCUCUAUCCCUCUCCCUUCCUUUCUGUAAAAAAUAAAAUAAAAUAUACAUAUUUUUUUUAAAAAGCUGUUAGUCAAGCUCUAGCUAGUUUGGCUCAGUGGAUAGAGCAUCAGCCCACAGAUGGGAGGGUCCCAGGUUCGAUUCUGGUCAAGGGCAGGUACUUUGGUUGUAGGCUUGAUCCCUGGCCCUGGUCGGGCAUGUGCAGGAGGCAACCAAUCCAUGUUUCUCUCUCACAUCGAUGUUUCUCUGACUCUGUCUCUCCCCCUCCCUUUUACUCUCUCUAGAAAUCAGUGGAAAAAUAUCCUUGCGAGAGGAUUAACCAAACAAAAUAACAACAACAAAAAAGCUGUGAGUCCAGUUGGGGGUAUAGCCAAACCUUUCUAUUGCUGUGAUCUGAAUAGAUAGCUUAAUGGGCAGAGAGGUCGUUAGCUUUUUCUGGAGCAGAGAAACAGGGAAGAAUAUCUUGGCCCUUAGAGCUACCCUGGUAGUAAAGUUGUAUUAAUGAAUUAUCACCAGAGAAGUUCCAUAGCUUAUCAAUAUAUCAGGUGGUAAAUUAUUAUGAAUGUAUGUAUAAAUUUUUUUACUACCAGAGUUAAUAAUACAAACAUAUGUAGAUGCCUCAACAACGAAGGUCCUACACUUAAUAUUGUAACAUCUAAGGAUGUGGCUAAGGAAAGCUAUUAUUUAGGCUGGAUUUCACUGUCAGAGUGCUUCUUUUUUCAUUCUAUUCUUUAAUAAAAAAAAAUACCAUCCGUAAUAGCUUGGAAAGUUUGCUUAACCUUUUUGCUCUUUUGCAGAAAAGAAAAAGAGGCAAAGCUAGAUCUUCAAGUAUACUUAUGUUAGCCUGGCUGGGUAGCUCAGUUGGUUAGAGCAUCGUCCCAAUACACCAAGGUGUGGGUUCAAUCCCCGGUCAGGGCACAUAUAAGAAUCAGUGAAUGCAUAAAUAAAUGGAACAACAAAUCAAUGUUUUUCUCUUUCCUUCCUCUCUCUCCCUCUCCCUUUCUCUCCAAAAUCAAUAAAUUGUAAAGAAAUUUUUAAAGAUACUUACGUUAAAAUUUGAUACAGUAGGGAUCCACAACUGAAGUCAAAUUCAGGACUGAUUUCUAAGCUUGCAAUUUGUUCAAAUACAAAUGUUGACUUAUAGGGGCAGGUUGGAGGGGGUAAUAAAAAACAAAAUAAAAACAACUCUAAUGAGACCAAAAAAAGUGAAAUAACAAAUUUCUCUCUCAUCAAUACAUACGUUUAAAAAAAGUUUAAUCUUCGAGAAUUAUCCAGUAUAUUUUAUUAUAUAUGGCCAAUAAAAAAGUAUCUUUUGAUGCCCAGCAUAACUGAUGACAUUAAAGAAAUUACAGUAUAUAUUAUUGUUUUUCCACAAUGGGCCACUAUUCAGAAAAGUGAUCUAGGGUUUUUCCCUAGACAACUGUAUAAGAAACCUAUAACCUACUUAGUACAUAUUUAUUGUUCAUAUCCAAGCUCCAUAGAAUUGGCUUCACCCAAUUAGAUGUCUCUUUAAAAAUAAAUCAUUGGCUCUCAUGCUUAUGUGAAUUCUCUGUGCACACAUACUAAAAUUUUGAUUUUCCUGCUGUUAAAUAAUCAGUUAUUUUCCUAAUCUCUCCCCAUAGUUUAGAAAUUGAGUGCUAUAAAACACUAUGUAACCAUCUUUCUGCAGCCCAUAAUUGAAUCAAUGGCUUUUUGCUAGGCACAUGGUCAGACAAUCCUGAGAGCCUUGUUCAAUAAAGGCAAUGCACGCUGUAGCGUGGCUCCAAGGACCACAUCAGAUCACUAGGUAGAAAUUAACUGCCUUUCUUGUCUGGUACUUCAUUAAAAUUCAAAAAUAAUUGUUCCAACUAGUUGGCACUUACUGUACAUGAAAAACAAAACACAAUACUAGUACCCAAGUACAAACUAAAAUUAGGACUUAAAUUUCAUUAUGGGCAGUAAAAAGAGUAAGUGAUCGUAGUUACAUGAGAUGUAGAAUCAUCCUUACCUUUCCUGUCUAUUCACAACAGUUCACAUUGGCACUCCUUUAGCACUUUUAUGUACAAAGUGGGCUAGUUGUUUAUGAAUUAUUGUGGCUGGAGACUCAAGCCUGCUUUGUGGUCAGUACUUACAGACUUUUUUCCUUUAUUCCUAUUGCCAUAAAAAAUAUUCACAAAAGAGCAGAGUAAACCAGGUGCUACAUUUCCAUAAGGGAAAGCAGAACCAGGAAUAGCCACAUGGCACUUAUCAACUAAAGGCUUCACUUUCCCUAUGGAGAAAGCAAGCAAUGUGAAUUUUCUCUGGUUUGGGGCACAGCCUGCUCUAUAUACAGCAGCAGGCUUGGGGUUAUUAGCGGCAGACGUUUCUAAUAGGAAUCAGUUUUAUUUAUGCUGCUGGAGGGGAUGAAGCAUGGGGCUGAUACUUUUAUUACUACAAGUAUUGCUAUUUUCUGUUACCUCAGGUUUCCUUUUGUAUAAUAAAUGACUUAUUUUUAAA